Amphiprion ocellaris (clown anemonefish) is the source of this 3179-nucleotide messenger RNA. RefSeq names its product sterol O-acyltransferase 2 (gene soat2). Bases 180 to 1772 code for a protein of 530 amino acids. Gene Ontology annotation, molecular function: fatty-acyl-CoA binding; cholesterol O-acyltransferase activity; cholesterol binding. Gene Ontology annotation, biological process: cholesterol metabolic process; cholesterol efflux. The record is from RefSeq and is a predicted model, not a curated record. The transcript has 16 exons. Gene Ontology annotation, cellular component: endoplasmic reticulum membrane. NCBI's taxonomy places the organism in Eukaryota, Metazoa, Chordata, Actinopteri, Pomacentridae.
AACAUCAGCUGAGUAUAGGACAGGACACAGAUCACAAGAACUGGGACACAGACUUACUUAAACAUUCUCCAGCAGCUCUCGCUCAGUGGGAAUCAUCCAGGGAAUCUGUGCCUCUCAUCCUGUGGACUGCUGACUGAGCCCCGGGCUAAAAGUCUUUGUGGCAUCUUCCAGUAGUAACCAUGACGACUACAGAGCGGCCUAACGGACUACACCAUCGAAACAUCAGGACCCAUCAGUCAGAUGACACGUCCAGCUCCGAUGGGGCCCGUGGAAAUGUGCAAGAGGAAGAUUUGAGGCAGUGGCAAAACUAUGCAGAGAGGGUAAAGGUGAGAGUACUGGCGCAGGUCCAGGAUCACCUCAGUGAAAUCAUCGACAGAGCUCUGAUUGAGUCUGUUCAGCCCCCCAGCAACAGCCAGCCGCCAGUUAAUGGAAAGACAACAAAACAACACUCAUCCGGAUAUCAGAGAAUGGAUGAUGGCAAAGUGUUUAUGGACAGAGCAUCACUGUUGGAUGAGCUGUUUGAAAUCAGCCACAUCAGAACCAUCUACCACAUGUUCAUAGCCAUACUCCUCAUCUUCAGUUUGAGCACGUUGGCUGUCGACUACAUCGAUCAGGGCAGGUUGGUCUUGGAGUUUGACCUGCUGCUCUAUGCCUUUGGGAAGCUGGGGACGGUCACCUGGGCCUGGACUAUUAUGUUUGUUUACACCCUGUGUGUUCCCUACUGCACUCUGGUGUUUUGGGGUUCCUUGUACCACAAGUUCCCCUACAAGCUGGGUCUGUCUCUGGGGACAGGGUUGCUGAUGUCUGCCAUUCAGAUGUGCGUGCUGGGAGUGUUCCCCAUCUACGUGGUCGUACAUCACCAGCUACCUCCUGCCUCACGCUUCAUUGUGAUACUGGAGCAGAUACGAUUCCUGAUGAAAGCCUACUCUUUCAUGAGAGAAACGACUCCAGUUAUUAUGAAGAAUACACCAAAGGAAGGAGAAAGUCCCAGAUUCCCAACAUUUUCCAGCUAUCUGUACUUCCUCUUCUGUCCCACACUCAUCUACAGAGAAUCAUAUCCUCGAAAUAGCCACAUACGAUGGAGGUAUGUUGGUGUUACUGCUGGCAUGACGCUGGGAUGCCUGUUUUACGGCUACUUCAUCCUGGUGCGUCUUUGUAUUCCCAUCUUCAAACCCGACACCAAGCAGCCAUUUAGCAAACGAACAAUGGUUCUGGCUGUGUUCCACUCUGUAUUACCAGGUAUAAUGCUCCUUCUGCUGUGUUUCUUUGCCUUCCUGCACUGCUGGCUCAACCUCUUCGGGGAGCUGCUGCGUUUUGCUGACAGGAUGUUCUACAAGGACUGGUGGAACUCGACGUCUUUCGCCAACUAUUACCGUACUUGGAACGUGGUGGUUCACGACUGGCUGUAUUACUACGGAUACAGAGACAUCCUCUGGCUGUCGAAAAGGAAAUUCCGAACAGCUGCCAUGCUCUCGGUUUUCAUCGUCUCUGCUGUUGUCCAUGAGUACGCUUUAGCCAUGGGCUUUGGCUUCUUCUAUCCCGUCAUGUUCAUUCUCUUUGCAGUCUUUGGAGUGAUAUUCAACUUUACCAUGAACGACAAACGAAAGAGUCCCAUGUUCAACGUCAUCAUCUGGAUGUGUCUCUUCCUCGGUCAAGGUGUCCAGGUGUGUCUGUACUGCCAGGAGUGGUACGCACAGAUACACUGCCCACGGAAAGGGGAUAGUCUGUGGGAGCUGCUGGUGCCUCGAUCUUGGUCCUGCAGCUACGAGUGAUGAAGCUGCUCUUCUCUUGGACUGGAUGAAUUAAUGAUGCAGGUGUAAAAAUCAAGGUGGAGCUCUGAACUGAUUGAACAUCGGAGAGAGCGAGGAAGGACAGCGGCUUGAAAGGCUUGUAAAUAGCAAAAGUUUUCUGUUUAGUGUGCAGAAGUUUUAUCACGGUCAAGAUGUGACCGUAACCUUUGUUCAGGUGUGAACACUGAAUUAUUUCAGGUUUUUAUUUGCACUGGUGUUAUUAGAUAUUUGUUAGUAAGUCUGGCGUGAUAGAAUACCGUACAUUAAUUACGACCUAGUUUGUUGAUAGAAAAGUGCAUAUAAAGUGCACAGUUUGGUGAAAAUCCAAGUCGUUUUCACAGUCCUGUUUGUGUACAGAUUAAACAAGACAGAAGGUGGUGUUUUAGAGAGCUUUAGACAGGCUGAGGUUUUUCACCCACAGAUGGAGCAAAUCCAGCUGUCUCCUCAUUUCUAUUCUUAAUGCAAAACUAGGUUGGUCAUGUACAUAAUAAUGCACAUGUUAAAAAAAAGUACUGUAUGUAAGCUAUAGGAGAUCUUAAUUUAUAACCCUAACAUCCCUGAAUGUAAUUCUUGAAAAUUUUUAAUAUAUUUAAAUGUUGUAAUACAAACCCCUGAAGACCUCAGACCAAAGAACAAUUUUAUUGUAGAUAAAAUGCUUAAUUCAAUUUCAAUUCAAUUCUAUUUAUAUAGCGCCAAUUACAGUCAAGUUGUCUCAAGGCGAUUUAUAGAACCCAUAUGCCUGACCCCCAGAGCAGCCCUAAGGUGACAGUGGCAAGGAAAACACCCUUUUAACAGGGAAAAAAACCUUGAGCAGAACCAAGCUUUUAUGUGGGGUUUUAUUUUUAUUAAAAAAUAAAAAUUGCAUUUUUAUUUUUAAUGUAUUUAUAUUAAACCCAUGUUUGGUUACAAAACCUAAAAGGAAAGCAUCAUUUUCUCUUAGCUUCUUAAAGAUUUGUAUCUUUGAUUUUUUCUUUGUUAUAAGAUUUACAAAACUGGGAACAGGUCAAAUGAGAGGCAACUUUAAACAGGAUGGAGCCUGACCUACAGCGUGUGCUGCAUGUUUAAUCCCGCCUCGGUUGCCAUUCAGCUGGCAGGGAUUGGUCAGGAGAGCAGGUAUGCUGCAGCAACCAACCACAGGCCACAUGGUGUCUUAUCAGUGGGCCACAAAGCCUCUGUGUGUCUGCCUGCAAUGUCAUACAGGAAAGAGAGGAUUAAGGCUGGUACAGUGUUUGCGUUAGUGAUGUAAUGCUCUGUAAACUGAUAUACCGUAAUGCCAUAAGAGCUCAGGGAAGCAGUUUUAGAGGCAGCGCCAAAAGAGGAAUUGCUUUUUCUGUUGUCUACUUUUGACACAGUGUAUAAUAAAAAUGUGUUUUUUGUAUUUUCAUUUGA